Messenger RNA from Drepanopeziza brunnea f. sp. 'multigermtubi' MB_m1, 1209 nucleotides. RefSeq lists its product as uncharacterized. NCBI's taxonomy places the organism in Eukaryota, Fungi, Ascomycota, Leotiomycetes, Helotiales, Drepanopezizaceae. The record is from RefSeq and is a predicted model, not a curated record.
AUGCUCUGGCUUCUUUCGUGCUUGCUUGCCGCGGUCGGGGCUGCGUUUAAUUACUACUUGAACGCGACCUCGUGCCGUGCCGCGACCGACCACAAUACCGCGCUCGCCCUCUAUCCUCCUGCCGCCGUCACCACCGACCUCUCAACCGCCGCCCGCCGCUUCAUUGCUAUCAUCAGCCAUGACGCCUCUUUCGCGGCCGAGCUUCGUACCAUCGACCUUAAUCCUUCUGCCAACCUAUGGACCGACUACCCUUUCGAUAUCUACUUCGGCCACCGCCCCGCGCGCAACCGCAACACCUCCCCCGCGACCCAGCACGAGAAGGAUCUCCACGCGCGGACGGCCCAUUUAUACCAAGCCCUUCUCGACCUUCCGCAUGAUGUCCAUGCUAUCUUCUCCGCGCAUCGCACCGAGCUCGAGACAUUGGAUCGCGCCUUGAAUAUCUACGUCUUCAAACGCGCAUGGAUCUAUACCAAUCCGCUCGUAACGAUGUGGUUCCGCAACUCGACCAAUUGCCGCCGCUUCUUCCCGUUGCGCUUCUUGCCGCCCUUUCUCCCGCUUUAUCCUCUCACGACCGCGUCGUACACUUCCGCCUCAUCCCUCUUCACGACAUACUCGCGCAUCUUGUUCGCAAACGCGUACCGCCUUUCGUACUUGAACGUCACACUCGCGACUAUCGCCGCCGACUUGGCGAUCCUAGAGCCGGAGAUGCACGCGCUGGUCGUACAAACGGUUCCGCCGCCGGAUCAGCGUGUCGAGACGGAGUGGAUCGAUUGGUGGGCGAUACGAGAUGAGAAGGGCGGAGAGGAGAUACCGUGGCUACAUCUCAGUCCGAGGCUGAGAGAAAAGGUAUUGAAGUGGAAGGUCUUUGCGGAGGGGGCCUAUACCGUACCAGUCAAAGCGUGGGGGAAUGGGGUCGGGGAAUGGGUCAAAGGGUUGAAGGCGAGGGAGGGAAAAAGGGUGGAGGGAGAGGAUGAGGAAAGGGAAGAGGUGAAGGGGGGGAUAUGGAAAGAAGAUAGAAGAGGAGGGCAGAAUGGAAAAGGAACCGCAGGAGGGUGGGAGAUCUGGGACCAUCAUAAUCGAGACCGGUGGCUGAGGAUCCGGGAAUUGGCGUGGCUCGUCAGAAAGGUCAGGCGGGAUGUGGAAGAGGCGAGGGAGAUAGUAGAACGGGCGAAAGAAGGUCUCGAGAUGGUUAUCAAGAAUAGAAACUGA